AUGGAGCUGCCGAUCCACGAACGCGUGAAUGCCAUGAACCUGGCCUCGAUGGCGGCGCCGGACUCGAUCAUCCCACUUUUUGAGGUCGCAGAUAGCGCGCUGCUGGAGGCGUCGUUCCCGUCGCACGAUUGCACGAUCGCUUGCGACCCGACGUGGCUUCUCCUCGAGCCGCUCGCACCAGCACCAGCUGUUGCGACAGCGGUGGCCGCCGACCCCAAACCGAGCGCGCCGUCGGGCGAACGUCGGCGGCUGUGCAGCGACGUCGACUGUAAGAGCCAAGCGCGCGCAUUCGGCAAGUGCAAGCGCCACGGUGGCUCGAAGCGGUGCGCCCACGCCGGCUGCGACAAGAGCGUGCAGAGUCGCGGCCUUUGUAUUCGGCACGGUGGUGGGUCGCGCUGCAAGAUUGCCUCGUGCACCCGGGCGUCCCAGAGCUUGGGGCUGUGCAAGCUGCACGGCGGUGGCCGGCCCUGCGCCAUCGUCGGUUGCGACAAGAAGGCCCACAUGAAGCAGCUCUGCCGACAGCACGGCGGCGGCGAUCGCUGUUCGUUUCCUGGCUGCGAUAAGUGGGUGCAGCGCCUAGGCAUGUGCCUCAACCAUGCACGCGACCGCGCUGGCGACGACGACUUCUUCUACUCCAGUACCGAGUCUUAACUAUAACUACUGCUUG
This is a messenger RNA of Saprolegnia diclina VS20, 667 nucleotides long. RefSeq lists its product as hypothetical. Bases 1 to 651 code for a protein of 216 amino acids. The transcript has a single exon. The record is from RefSeq and is a predicted model, not a curated record. NCBI's taxonomy places the organism in Eukaryota, Oomycota, Saprolegniomycetes, Saprolegniales, Saprolegniaceae.